Messenger RNA from Mizuhopecten yessoensis (Yesso scallop), 5667 nucleotides. RefSeq names its product collagen alpha-2(I) chain-like. The transcript has 10 exons. The record is from RefSeq and is a predicted model, not a curated record. Gene Ontology annotation, molecular function: calcium ion binding. Bases 132 to 5015 code for a protein of 1627 amino acids. Lineage: Eukaryota; Metazoa; Mollusca; Bivalvia; Pectinida; Pectinidae.
UUGAUAUCAGAACGUAGGCCUAACGGGAGGGUCUGUCAGAUACGGGUGGACGAAAGGAUUGCACUGAAGAUCUGUUCUCAAAAAGAAGACCGGGAUACAAGGGGAUACUAGCUAUAGUUUACAGAUUUCAGAUGGAGGCUUAUAAGGGACCCUGGUGCGUCCUUGUGAUUUUAGCAGUUAUACUACAAAAUGCAACCCGAACUACAGUUGUAGGUCAACCUGUUAUGUUGGGGUUUCCAGUUGUCCAGAGGCCCCUUUACUACACAGACACCCUCGGUCUGUCUACAGCCCUCAUCAACCAUGUCAAUGAACUCCCCAGUAACUUUAUCCUGACUGCCGUCCAUGUCUACAUCCAUCAGAAUUUCAGACAGCCAUCCCUUGGUAACAUCCUUCUGUGGGAGAGAAUAUCCGCCUUCAGGUACAGACUGCUGUUCAAACAAAGAGCCACCUUCCCAGGAACUCAAGGCAGGCAUACGAUUGUCAUCAACAAUGCUCCGACAACUGGUGCUGGAAUUUUCCUAGGCUGGAGCACAGAUGUGGCCUAUAUACCAAUGAGCUUUAGCUACUCUCCCACACCAAACAACGGUACACUGUUGACCUAUGCUAAUGACGGUACACUGGCAGUGGGCUCACAGCUAGAAUUCUUCAUCAAACCCUUUUUCUUCUCUGUCCAGGCAGAUUUAGAACCAUUUGUACCUACAACGACUGCUGGUCCUACAACUGCACCUAAUAUCUCAACACAGGUGACAACAACACAGGUAACCACAACACAAGUGACAACACCGGUAACCACAACACCAGUGACGACACCCCAUGUAGCCACAACACAGAUAGUAACCACAGCACAGGUGACAAUACCAACAAUUACCCAAGGAAACACAGGAGCCACAGGACUGACAGGAAGUACUGGGCCACAAGGAAUAACGGGAGCCUUAGGAUUAACAGGAAGUACUGGUCCACAAGGAAUAACGGGAGCCUUAGGAUUAACAGGAAGUACUGGGCCACAAGGAAUAACAGGACCCUUAGGUUUAACAGGAAGUACUGGGCCACAGGGAAAUACUGGAGCCAUAGGAUUAACAGGAAGUACUGGGCCACAGGGAAACACUGGAGCCUUAGGAUUAAUAGGAAGUACUGGACCAGUAGGACCCACAGGUGUUGCUGGAAAAACAGGACAACAGGGAAACACAGGAGCUAUAGGUUUGACAGGAAGUACUGGACCAAUAGGACCUACAGGUGUUGUUGGUAAUACAGGACCACAGGGAAACACUGGAGCCUUAGGAUUAACAGGAAGUACUGGACCAGUAGGACCAACAGGUGUUGUUGGGAAUACAGGACCACAGGGAAACACAGGAGCUAUAGGUUUGACAGGAAGUACUGGACCAAUAGGACCUACAGGUUUUACUGGGAAUACAGGACCACAGGGAAACACAGGAGCUAUAGGUUUGACAGGAAGGACUGGGCCAAUAGGACCUACAGGUGUUGUUGGUAAUACAGGAUCCACAGGUGUUGUUGGUAAUACAGGACCACAGGGAAACACAGGAGCCUUAGGAUUAACAGGAAGUACUGGACCAAUAGGACCUACAGGUGGUGUUGGUAAUACAGGACCACAGGGAAACACAGGAGCUAUAGGUUUGACCGGAGGUAUUGGACCAGUAGGACCCACAGGUGUUGUUGGUAAUACAGGACCACAGGGAAACACAGGAGCUAUAGGUUUGACAGGAAGUACUGGACCAAUAGGACCUACAGGUGUUGUUGGUAAUACAGGACCACAGGGAAACACAGGAGCUAUAGGUUUGACAGGAAGUACUGGACCAAUAGGACCUACAGGUGUUGUUGGUAAUACAGGACCACAGGGAAACACAGGAGCUAUAGGUUUGACAGGAAGUACUGGACCAAUAGGACCUACAGGUGUUGUUGGUAAUACAGGACCACAGGGAAACACAGGAGCUAUAGGUUUGACAGGAAGUACUGGACCAAUAGGACCUACAGGUGUUGUUGGUAAUACAGGACCACAGGGAAACACAGGAGCUAUAGGUUUGACAGGAAGUACUGGACCAAUAGGACCUACAGGUGUUGUUGGUAAUACAGGACCACAGGGAAACACAGGAGCUAUAGGUUUGACAGGAAGUACUGGACCAAUAGGACCUACAGGUGUUGUUGGUAAUACAGGACCACAGGGAAACACUGGAGCUAUAGGUUUGACAGGAAGUACUGGACCAAUAGGACCUACAGGUGUUGUUGGUAAUACAGGACCACAGGGAAACACAGGAGCUAUAGGUUUGACAGGAAGUACUGGACCAAUAGGACCUACAGGUGUUGUUGGUAAUACAGGACCACAGGGAAACACUGGAGCUAUAGGUUUGACAGGAAGUACUGGACCAAUAGGACCUACAGGUGUUGUUGGUAAUACAGGACCACAGGGAAACACAGGAGCUAUAGGUUUGACAGGAAGUACUGGACCAAUAGGACCUACAGGUGUUGUUGGUAAUACAGGACCACAGGGAAACACUGGAGCUAUAGGUUUGACAGGAAGUACUGGACCAAUAGGACCUACAGGUGUUGUUGGUAAUACAGGACCACAGGGAAACACAGGAGCUAUAGGUUUGACAGGAAGUACUGGACCAAUAGGACCUACAGGUGUUGUUGGUAAUACAGGACCACAGGGAAACACUGGAGCUAUAGGUUUGACAGGAAGUACUGGACCAAUAGGACCUACAGGUGUUGUUGGUAAUACAGGACCACAGGGAAACACAGGAGCUAUAGGUUUGACAGGAAGUACUGGACCAAUAGGACCUACAGGUGUUGUUGGUAAUACAGGACCACAGGGAAACACUGGAGCCUUAGGAUUAACAGGAAGUACUGGACCAAUAGGACCUACAGGUGUUGUUGGGAAUACAGGACCACAGGGAAACACAGGAGCUAUAGGUUUGACAGGAAGUACUGGACCAAUAGGACCUACAGGUGUUGUUGGUAAUACAGGACCACAGGGAAACACUGGAGCCUUAGGAUUAACAGGAAGUACUGGACCAAUAGGACCUACAGGUGUUGUUGGGAAUACAGGACCACAGGGAAACACAGGAGCUAUAGGUUUGACAGGAAGUACUGGACCAAUAGGACCUACAGGUGUUGUUGGUAAUACAGGACCACAGGGAAACACUGGAGCCUUAGGAUUAACAGGAAGUACUGGACCAAUAGGACCUACAGGUGUUGUUGGUAAUACAGGACCACAGGGAAACACAGGAGCUAUAGGUUUGACAGGAAGUACUGGACCAAUAGGACCUACAGGUGUUGUUGGUAAUACAGGACCACAGGGAAACACUGGAGCCUUAGGAUUAACAGGAAGUACUGGACCAAUAGGACCUACAGGUGUUGUUGGUAAUACAGGACCACAGGGAAACACAGGAGCUAAAGGUUUGACAGGAAGUACUGGACCAAUAGGACCUACAGGUGUUGUUGGUAAUACAGGACCACAGGGAAACACAGGAGCUAUAGGUUUGACAGGAAGUACUGGACCAAUAGGACCUACAGGUGUUGUUGGUAAUACAGGACCACAGGGAAACACAGGAGCUAUAGGUUUGACAGGAAGUACUGGACCAAUAGGACCUACAGGUGUUGUUGGUAAUACAGGACCACAGGGAAACACAGGAGCUAUAGGUUUGACAGGAAGUACUGGACCAAUAGGACCUACAGGUGUUGUUGGUAAUACAGGACCACAGGGAAACACAGGAGCUAUAGGUUUGACAGGAAGUACUGGACCAAUAGGACCUACAGGUGUUGUUGGUAAUACAGGACCACAGGGAAACACAGGAGCUAUAGGUUUGACAGGAAGUACUGGACCAAUAGGACCUACAGGUGUUGUUGGUAAUACAGGACCACAGGGAAACACAGGAGCUAUAGGUUUGACCGGAGGUAUUGGACCAGUAGGACCCACAGGUGUUGUUGGUAAUACAGGACCACAGGGAAACACAGGACCAAUAGGAUUGACAGGACAUACUGGCCCAAUAGGACCUACAGGUGUGGUAGGAAAUACGGGCCCACAGGGAAACACUGGACCAAUAGGAUGGACAGGAUAUUCUGGUCCAAUGGGACCUACAGGUUUUGUUGGGAAUACAGGACCACAAGGAAAUACUGGACCAAUAGGAUGGACAGGUCAUACUGGUCCAAUAGGACCGACAGGUGUAGUUGGGAAUACAGGUUUCGGAAGCACUGGACCAAUGGGACCACAGGGGUAUACUGGAGCUGUAGGUGAAACCGGUCCACAGCAUCCAGUCAUCAACCAUUGUCUGACCUCUAACAGAGGCAACUGUACCCAGCUAUGUGUGGACACAUUCGGGGCCUUUCAUUGUGGCUGCUUCUUCGGGUUCCGACUACAACAAGAUGGCGUCACCUGUUCGGACAUUGACGAAUGUAAUGAGUUGGGACCAUGUGAUCAGAUCUGUACCAACGUAGUAGGUUUUUAUCGGUGCAUUUGUAAUGCAGGAUUUACCCUCAACAUUGAUGGUCACACUUGUUCAGAUAUCAAUGAAUGUGAAAGUAGGGACAGUGUUUGUGGAGGACGAGUGGGCACACAGGUCUGCAUCAACACUUAUGGAUCUUAUCACUGCCUCAUGUUUGAGGGAGCAAGAGGAAAGCUCUUAAAACCGGACAAUGAGGCAUUUUUAGAUGACAUAGUUCCUGGCUUUAAGGAAAAGGAAGAACGGCUCAACACAAAAAGAUAUCAUGAAACUGUUCGACAGACCACACCCAACCCUGGGGCAGUGGAGGAGGAGUCUGGUCUGACCCGAGUCCAGAUGACAAUUUUGAUUGGAAGUUUAAUUGGUGUUGUGUUUGUUGCUGUAUUUAUUGGUUUUGUGAUUAUGGGAGUUAAGCUUAUUGCUCAGAAGAGGUACCGCCCAAGAUAUCUUCAACGUCCAAGCUCGCUGUAUUCAUCUGAAGGUUUGGGCCCGAAUUACGGCUUUUCUCGUGUGUCAGGGUCCCAGGGUUUAGGCUACCAGGAGUCUAUACCAGCACCAUGAACAUUUACAUGUGCUGAGAGUCUACACAUAACAUUGUAUCAUCAACAUCUGAAUGUAAUUAACCCUUUCACCCCUAUGUAACUUUAGUAAACUCUACCAUGCAUUGAUCUGGACGAGUCCAUUAUGGUCCACAGUGGUGAAAGGGUUGAUCAGUACCAUAAAUAUCUGAAUGGUCUUAAUAUAAGCACCAUAUGAAUCUUUCAACAUAUUUACCAAAGUCAUCAGCACAGUUGAAACUUAAAUGUACUUGUAUUAGAAAAAAACUGUCAUUUACUGACAGGAAAACUGCAGCCUUAACUGGAAUUAUUAUCAAAACUGGAACUUGAAUGAGCAAAUCUUGUUCUAAAAAUCAUAUCACUAUGGGGAAAAACAGAGGCUAUAAUGUUAGAUUCUAAGUUGAAUCGAAAUGCAUUGUAAAAGUAUAUGUUCCUGAAAUGUUUAACCAUGUGACAAUACAGUCCAUCACUGAACAUAUUGCUAGUCCUCUCAGGAACUCUUGACAUCUCUGACAUGGACAUUGUCCGAUGCUAUCGUUGAGGAGGAUACAUAAUGGUGUCUACAUGUGACAACAUCCUUAAUACUCCAGGGGUUACUCUCAGUUUCGCUCUCUGCACCCCUGGUAUAUGACGUCCUAGCAAAAUUGAAGGCUCAG